Messenger RNA from Penicillium cataractarum, 1905 nucleotides. Its product is annotated as serine/threonine-protein kinase. The record is from RefSeq and is a predicted model, not a curated record. NCBI's taxonomy places the organism in Eukaryota, Fungi, Ascomycota, Eurotiomycetes, Eurotiales, Aspergillaceae. Gene Ontology annotation, biological process: protein phosphorylation. Bases 1 to 1905 code for a protein of 634 amino acids. The transcript has 4 exons. Gene Ontology annotation, molecular function: protein kinase activity; ATP binding.
AUGAGCACGAUACAAAAUAUCAAGAAUUUCAUCCGGCAUGGGAAACAAGCUCGCCUCGUAACGCCCCAUUCCGAACCCACCACCGACGUGUCCACCGUCCACGCCGAACAGCAACCACAACCACAAGGCCAAUUCUCUCCAGCUCUUGGAGCCUUUGAUAAGGGCGAUGCGCGAGGUAAUGGUCAAGCUACCCAGCAAAAAACCGACGCUCAGGUGAAGCGCGAUCGGUCCGUGGAAAUCGAACGCCUCGUUCAGGAAGAGAGAUCAAGCCGCUCAAAGAUGCCUCAAUAUCCCGGCCUCGAGCGCUGGAUUCUGGUGGAGAAGAUGGGCGAUGGUGCAUUCAGCAAUGUCUACCGUGCAAAGGAUUCAACCGGAGAAUUGGGCGAGGUGGCUAUCAAGGUCGUGCGCAAAUUCGAAAUGAACAGCAAUCAGUCCGAUCACCUUCAUUCCAGCGUCAAAAAGGUCCCGCGGACUGCGGAGCGAGCGAAUAUCCUCAAGGAAGUCCAAAUUAUGCGCAACCUCGAUCACCCCAAUAUCGUCAAGUUGGUUGACUUUUCCGAAUCGCGGCAAUAUUACUACAUCAUUCUCGAGCUCUGCCCUGGCGGAGAGUUGUUCCACCAAAUCGUGCGAUUGACAUACUUUAGCGAAGAUUUGAGCCGCCACGUGAUUCUUCAAGUCGCCAAGGCCAUUGAAUACUUGCAUGAAACAUCCGGCGUUGUUCAUCGUGAUAUUAAGCCAGAGAAUCUGCUCUUUUACCCUACUCCCUUCGUUCCAAGCAAACAUCCGAAGCCUAAGCAACCGGGCGAUGAAGACAAGGAGGAUGAAGGAGAGUUCGUCCCGGGUGUCGGUGCUGGUGGUAUCGGUACGAUCAAGAUUGCCGAUUUCGGUCUGUCCAAGGUGAUCUGGGAUAGUCAAACAAUGACUCCCUGCGGAACGGUCGGUUACACAGCACCAGAGAUUGUGAAGGACGAGCGGUACUCGAAGAGUGUAGAUAUGUGGGCCAUGGGCUGCGUACUCUACACUCUGCUGUGUGGUUUCCCUCCAUUCUACGACGAGAGCAUCCAAGUGCUUACGGAGAAGGUGGCUCGCGGUCAAUACACUUUCCUCUCGCCCUGGUGGGACGACAUUUCCAAAUCUGCACAAGAUUUGAUCUCGCAUCUCUUGACUGUCGACCCAGAGAAGCGCUACACCAUCAAGGAAUUCCUCGCACACCCAUGGAUCCGUCAAACUGACGAGGAAACCACCGCGGCCGCUGACGCACCGCCCCUGGCCACACCCUUGGGCCAGGUUCGCCAAGAUGGCCCUCUCCAACUCGACCCUGCCGGUGCUGAUCAAGCCCCGUACCAACCCGCCAGUUCCCGAAUCCUGGAUGCGCCAUCUGUAGCCUCGGAGCGCCGGAUGGACUUCCGCUCGCCGGGAGCCUUCAACUUGCGCGAAGUUUUUGAUGUCGGUUACGCAGUUCACAGGCAGGAAGAGGAAGGCAAGCGCCGGCGGAACCGUCAGCAGGCUGCCCGAAGUGGCCACCCGCUAGCCGGCUUCCAAUCCGCGUUGGGAGCUCUUAACGAAGACUAUGACGACGAGCCCGAAUACCGCCCCCACGUUGAAGAGAAUACCGAGCAGCCUCCCCUUAAGGUUGCCAAGUCCAAUACCCAUGCUGGUGACGUUGCUGGGAUGGAAGCAAAACUGCGCUCCACGAAUCUCGGCGCCCAAAGCAGCGCAGCUCAAGCCCGACAGGCCCAUCGCCAACCCAGGCAGCAGGGCUAUGGACAGCAUGAUGCUAAAGUUGCCGCGGCGGCCAGAAGCGCCAUCGGUCGUAGGCCGCAUGAACCUUUCGAGCUCAGUCUGAGUGGUGCGACUCUCCUAGAGAAGCGUGGGCGUCGCAACAACGAACAGCCGGUUGCUUAA